AUGACACACAUUACAUCAGAAUCUACUCCCCUCCUCCCAGAGCCUGCCACUGAGCGCUCAAUCUCCUACCAAAGCUCCCAUCCCGCCUACGAUGCGCGGCCACUGCACCCCAACUACAGCAAGCAUGAAGAAUGUCAUGUUGACUACAGCGACAUCCUUCGCGACAUCAUCAUUGGCUUCUCAGACGGUCUCACAGUGCCUUUUGCCCUAACAGCAGGCCUGUCAAGUCUCGGCAGUGCAAAGGUCGUCAUCAUCGCUGGUCUUGCAGAGCUCUUCUCCGGCAUGAUCAGUAUGGGUCUAGGCGCCUACCUCGCCGCCGUCACAGAGCGCGACGCGUAUCAUUCACAAGCUGGUAAAAAGGAAUUCGCGGUUCAGAAUAGACCUGGUGACGAGCGCACGGGUGUUUACGAUGUUUUGGAAAAGUACAGCGUUUCACGAACUGCCGCUGCACCUUUAGUAGACGAGCUCUGCAAGAACCCCACAGAAUGGGUGCGCUUCAUGAUGGAUUUCGAACUCAAGCUUGAGGAGCCCAAUGUUCAUCGCGCGUGGAUCUCAGCGGUUACCAUGGGAUUGAGCUACUUCAUCGGCGGGCUGAUCCCCAUGAUUCCCUACUUCGUCAUGUCUCGCGUGCGCGAAGCAUUGUUCGUAUCGAUUGGUAUCACGGUCGCUGUGUUGUUGGUAUUUGGAUACGUCAAGAACUACGUCGCUAUUCGCAAUCAUCGUGCGGGCGUCUGGGGAGCGGUGCAGACAUUGAUUAUUGGCAUGUUGGCAGCUGGCACAAGCUAUGCGAUCGUGCGGGGUCUGGAUUCGAACGAUUCUUGA
Messenger RNA from Fusarium proliferatum ET1, 822 nucleotides. RefSeq lists its product as uncharacterized. The record is from RefSeq and is a predicted model, not a curated record. The coding region runs from base 1 to 822 and encodes 273 amino acids. Gene Ontology annotation, molecular function: manganese ion transmembrane transporter activity; iron ion transmembrane transporter activity. Gene Ontology annotation, biological process: intracellular manganese ion homeostasis. The transcript has a single exon. Gene Ontology annotation, cellular component: fungal-type vacuole membrane. NCBI's taxonomy places the organism in Eukaryota, Fungi, Ascomycota, Sordariomycetes, Hypocreales, Nectriaceae.